GACGGGGAGCGCGCGGCCACCACUCAAGGGAUUCCCGUUCUUCUUCGCUCACUGCAAAAGACUUCAUUUAUGGGCAUGGAUGUGUAACCCUUGGCAUACCACCUUCUUAGACACCCAUAGAGGCUUUAAUACCCAUAGGCGACACUUGGAAAUGGGUUAGAAGGUGGGUUGAGGAUUGGGAUGGGUAGGGAUGAGGAUGGGGACAGCGGGGAAGGUUUAGGGUGAAGGGUAUUAGACGAGAGGGGGAAGGAUGCAACGCAGGACAGCGAGAGGAGCGAGGGGCAGCGCGUGGUGUGUGAGGCAGCUCAGGCUUUUGUGUCUCUCUCCGGGUGUUCUGCCGAGUGCACCGCCGCCCCCAGAAUGUGUGGUAUGCGGCUCGCCAGGUGCCCCGAACACCUCCACGGGUUGAGAUUACAAGUGGACCUGUGUGUGUGCCAGCCUCGCCUCGUCUCGCCUCGCCCUCACUCCCCUUCCGAGGCUCUCCAGAUACUCGCUUAGCCCAUAAUCACCCGUUUUCAUCAACUUGGUCUUAAUCCGCAGUGAAAUUCCUUUGCCCGAAGUACCCGAAGCGCGUAACUCACAUUGGGGAUUCGUCAAGCCGGGAUUUGUAUUUGGGGUUAAGAUUUGAGUCAGUUCGUCCCCUUCCGAGGCCCAGGGCGCGGGUGGGAGAGCUCGGUGCCUCCAUUCCCAUGUUUCUCCGCCGUAGGUAAAUGACGAGUCGGGACCUCUCGCAGCCUCCAGAUGACAGGUGAACGGGAGGUGGAGAGAACAGCCAAUUACAACCAAGAUGGCGACUGAGUAUACAUUGGCCUCAGUGAUGGUUUUUCUCUGAGUGUUGUGAUGUGUGAGUGCUAAACCGAAGAUUACAGUGUAUCAUGGUGUGGAUAUACCUCGGUGGACCCGCUGAGCACCAUGGCAUCGAGAGACAACCCAACGUUGGAGGUUGAUGGUGAGGGGGAGGGCGGCGGGUCGAAGGCACUCUUUCUGGAGAAGGUGCGCCAGAGUAACGCGGCGUGCCAGUCGGGGGACUUCGAGACGGCCGUGGCUCUGUACACGGAGGCCAUCGCGCUCGACCCACACAACCACAUCCUCUACUCCAACCGCUCCGCCGCCCACAUCAAGCUUGCUAAGUUCGCUCACGCCCUUCAGGAUGCCACCAAAGCCCGCGAACUCAAUCCUAAAUGGCCAAAGGUGAGUGUUAAGUGUAUGUGUGUGGUGGAAGGAGGGUCUAUGUGAGUGUGUGUGUGUGUGUGUUCCUAGUGUUUUCCUUUCGUUCAGUUUUUAUGCUCGUGUUUUUCCUUCUUUUGUUUUGUCUUUGUAGUUUAGUUUGUUGUGUUGUGUGUCUGUCUGUGUGUGUCUGUCUGUGGGGAGUUUGACUUUUCCUACACGUCUUCAGUGGUGUCUGUUUCUGUGUUGCUCUCUAAGUCAAGUCUGGUGUGCUGUGUCUGUGUCCGGGGCUUAAGUAUUGUCUGUGAAGCUGUGUGUUGCUCUUUCUGUUAAGUCUAAUAUGCUGUGUCUGUGUUUCUUUGUGUUGUUCAGAGUUACUAAGUGCUGUGUUCCUCUCUGCGUCAAGUUUGUUAUUCUGCGUCCGUGUGUUUCUGUUUUGCCUCCAAGCCUCAAGUGUUAUUAUGUCUGUGUUAUGUCUAU
Molecule: messenger RNA, 1647 nt
Organism: Eriocheir sinensis (Chinese mitten crab)
Lineage: Eukaryota; Metazoa; Arthropoda; Malacostraca; Decapoda; Varunidae
Product: hsp70-Hsp90 organising protein-like
Exons: 2
Coding region: 913-1236 (107 amino acids)
Molecular function (GO): Hsp90 protein binding
Source: RefSeq, a predicted model, not a curated record